UUACGGGUUGAGGCGGCCGUUCGCGCUUCCUGGCCGCGGUUGGCAGCGCUGUUUCUCCCUACACUCCGCACUGAAGCGGGUUCAUUUUGGCCGGGAAUAAACCCCAGCGGAGACACUGCCGGGCGUAGAGAGGUGGAGUUUGUAGUCUUCGUCAUCUGUGGAGGAGGAGGAGGAGGAGGGAGACGAAGAAAGGGGGAGCGAGGAGGCAAACCCGGGGAAAGGCAGUGCACGGGAGAAAACGAAGGGAGGUCGCCGCUGGAUGAAUUUGCCUUGUAAAGUUUCCACUCAGCAAAGUGCCAAAGUGUUGGCGGGAACAAGAUGAUAACGCCGUACUUUAUAGAGAAUUUCUGGGGAGAAAAGAAUAAUGGCUUUGACGUGCUGUACCACAACAUGAAGCAUGGGCAGAUUUCCUCCAAAGAGCUGACGGACUUCAUCAGGGAAAGGAGUGUUAUCGAAGAGGCCUAUGCCCGCUCCAUGACCAAACUUGCCAAGACAGCAGGGAACUUUUCGCAGCUCGGGACGUUCGCUCCGGUGUGGGAACUGUUCAAAGGCUCCACUGAAAAGCUGGCCGGCUGCCACAUGGAGCUGGUGAGGAAGCUGCAGGAGCUUAUAAAAGAUGUGCACAAGUAUGUGGAAGAGCAGGCCAAAGCCCACAAAAAGACGAAAGAAGAGGUGGCGUCCACCUUGGAGGCCGUGCAGAACAUCCAGAGUACCUCGCAAGCCCUGCAGAAGUCCAAGGAAAACUACAACACCAAAACUGUGGAGCAGGAGCGCCUCCGCAAGGAAGGGGCCACCCAGAGGGAUGUGGACAAGGCGGGAAUAAAAGCCAAAAAAGCAACUGAAACCUACAAGUCCUACGUGGAGAAAUACGCCUUGGCCAAGUCCGAGUUUGAACAAAAGAUGGAGGAAACGGCACAGAAAUUCCAGGACAUUGAAGAAAGCCACAUUCUCCACAUGAAGGAGAUCAUCCAGUUGUAUUCGCAAUCCGUCGAUGAAACACACAUUCAAAUAGGGGAGGUUCACACUGAAUUUUUGAGGAACAUUGAGAACACCUCUGUAGAGGCCUUAAUACAAAAACUGGCUGAAAGCAAAGGAACAGGCAAGGAGAGACCAGGGCCCAUUGAGUUUGAGGAGUGCAACGCCGCCGUUGCUACUGAAGGUGCCAAACCCAGAAGGAGAAAGCCAUUUGGCAUCCCGGGACGGAGGAAAGACAAAGACACAGACUCCACGGAGUCCACAGAAGUGGAAAGCAACACUGCCAAUGGCGCUCCCCCCGGAUACUACGGGGCCAUAGACAUUCAGAAUGCUAACGUUCCGCAGGUGGACGAUGAAGGUUUCUGCAUCAGGCCAGAAGCAAUUGACAAUGAUGCCAAAGAGAACUCCUUCUACUCGUCCAGCGACUCGGAGGACGAGGACGAGCCCCGGAAGUUCCACGUGGAGAUCAAACCCGUCCAGCCCAACAACGGCACGCAUCAGAACCGAGCCACCCUCGAUGAGCUCAAGGCCUCCAUCGGCAACAUUGUGCUGUCGCCUUCCACCUCGGUCCAAAUGCGGAGGAACCAAUCCAGGUUCACAGGAGUGUCUGCAUUAGGCUCCAAGGCUCAGGGUGCUGGUGACGAGCUAGCCAAACCCAGAGUGCCACCUUCGUACGAACUAACCAACAACGACCUCCUGUCCCUGGAUCCGCUCGCCCCCUUUCCAUCCGCCCACCCCGCGUCCACACCCGCAGAACCUUCAGCGGAGACGGCGCCACCGCCGGAGCGCUUGCCCCCCUUGGCUGAGCGCCAGCAAUCCAAAGACGUCUCCUCUUUCUCCUCGUCCACGUCCUCUCCCUGGGACUCCCCCGAAAACCCUAUCCAAGCCCCUCGCCCGGCCCCGGUCCGGGCCCACAGCGCCCCCCUCACGCUGCCGCCUGAGCCGGCGGACCCCCUGGAGAGCGGCGAGGAUGCCCUGGCCUCGCUGUCCUGGUCCCAGAGCCAGUGGAUUGCCUUUGGUGACAAUAUGGCUCCCUCACGCCGCCAGGGCCCCGGUCCUCCUUUGAGGCCCCAGCCUGGCAGGUCGAGCCGCUUCCUGUCAGAUGACUCAGCCGACGCGUACGGCAAAAUGGCGGAGGGUUUUUCUGACAGUUUCUCUGAGACGGGCGACGGGGCGACGUCGGCCGCUCCGUCGAACAAAAUAUUCCCUGUACCCAAUCGACCUACGACCCCUCUGGCGGCCGGAGCCCUGGUGCCGCCUCCUCGACCCUCCUCCAGGCCGAAACUCCCCACCGGAAAACUCACCGGAAUCAACGAGAUUGUCCGACCCUUCAGCCCGCCCAAGGGGUCCGGUGCCAGCCCGCCUCCCGCCGCGCCCCUCGCCCGCGCCGAGAGCUCGUCAUCCUUGUCCUCCAACGCCUCGCUGAGCGCGGCAAACACACCCACAGUCGAGGACGACAUGUUUGUCGCCAAGCUGACCACCUUUGAGAGGCGAUGUGAAACACCAGCAGGCACAUCCCGCGGUCCCAGCCCUGUGACCCUGGCAUCCCAAGAUGCUUUGCCCAUUGCUGUGGCCUUCACCGAGUCGGUUAAUGCUUACUUCAAAGGCGCUGAUCCCACAAAGUGCAUCGUGAAGAUCACGGGGGACAUGACGCUGUCGUUCCCCAUGGGCAUCAUCAAGGUGUUCACCAGCAACCCCUCCCCCGCCGUGCUCACCUUCAAGUUGAAGAACACCAGCAGGCUGGAGCAGAUCCUUCCCAACCAGCAGCUCCUCUUCAGCGAUCCCUCCCAAAGUGACUCAGGCUCCAAGGACUUCUGGUUCAAUAUGCAAGCGCUGACGUCCUACCUCAGGAAAGCCUCGGACCAGAACCCCGCUGCCUCCUACUACAACGUGGACAUCCUCAAGUACCAGGUGCAGUCUGACGGCAUCCACUCCACGCCGCUCAACCUGGCCGUGUACUGGAAGUGUUCCCCAAGCACCACGGACCUGCGGGUGGACUACCGCUACAACCCGGACUCCAUGGCGUCGCCGGGGCCGCUCGGCAACCUGCAGGUCUUGGUGCCCGUCGACGGCGGUGUCACCAGCAUGCAGUCCCUGCCCAACGCCCUCUGGAACGGCGAGCAGAAUAAAUGUCUUUGGAAGCUGAGCGACAUUUCCGACAAGUCUGAAAAUGAAGGCGCCGGCUCACUGAGGGCAAAGUUUGAGGUGUCCAGCGGGCCGUCCAACCCGUCCACGCUGGCCGUGCAGUUCAUGAACGAUGCCAGCACGCUGUCGGGGGUGGACAUGGAGCUGCAGGGGAGUGGCUACAGGCUCUCUCUCAGCAAGAAGAGAUUCGCCACAGGUAGGCUCCACACGCUACAUAGUUUUUAUCUUGGACAAGUUUUACCCGAUUGUGCCCAAAAUGGGUGGAUAUACAGUACUAUAUGCAGUAUUGGGCGUGGACAAGUAAUCCCUCUCUAUAUCGUGGUUUCAGCAUUGCUCCCUCACUGUAUCACAGUUAAAUUAUCGCUGUUUCGUGGCUGACUGUGGCCUAUUAUGAGUCCAAAAAUAUUGAAAGACAAGCUGCGUAUAUGUAGUAUCGUGGUCACAUGACGUGAGAUGAGAUUACCUUUCACACUGCAUGGACACUGGCUACUGAGCCAGUAUAAGAAUAACAUCAGUGUAAAAGUGACUAUAGGGCUCGAAUAAUGGUAAAACCCGUAUUUAGAAAGUCAUGAACUGGUUUUCGUUGCUACGCAAACAUUCCAUUUAUUAACAUUGAGUCAUAUCAUUUAUUGCAGUCGCUAUAAAUGUGACUGUCUUAGGUAUGUAGCCCCUUAAUGGGGUCAAACUCCACGACAGAUAUAUCAACUAACAUAUCAUAUUCAAGAUGAUGAUGAGCACUUUCUAUAUACGGGAUUAUUUUGUCAGUAUAUCCAAAUGUGAGAAUGCAAGGGCCAAAAAACACUUUUUAAUCAAUAUUCUUGAAAAUGUAAAAAAAAACAAAAAAAACCCUGCACCCUUAAAUUACAGUACAUCCCUGCAUUGGCUCCUUCGCAUAUUUGCAUAUUUCUUGAUUUGAAAUGACUAUUUUUGGUAACGUAAAUGAAAUAGUGCUGCAGCUGUGAAUCCAGCAGAGGGCGCUGUCUCACAAGUCGGUUCACUCAACAUUUCCCAGCCGGAAGAUGCUUUGACAAGACGUGAUGUUGCGUAAGUGCAUGUUUUGUAAGUACAAUACUGUAUACGAUAUGUCAUUCUUCCUUAAAGUGAUCAUGACACCAAAAAAAGAACAAAAUGAAAGUACUGACUUAAAACAUUUUAGUUACCGUAUACUGCUGUCAUAGAUCAAUAAACAAUUAUGAAAUAGGAGGUAUUGUGACACGCUCUGAGACCUGACAUAACACCCCUAUAGUCACCCUUACACUCCUAUUACCUAAUAUAGUAAACAUAAUAAGAGAGAAUACGACAUUUAAGACAUAAUGUAGACUCACACACGUCAGCAUUGGGAGUGUCUCUUGUUUUUGCUCAUUUUUUAUUAUUUUAUUUUAAUUUCCUUUUUCGAGACACUGUUGUCUCAUCACUGUAACAUUACUGACACCGCGUGACCAGUGUGGAUCUUUGAAUGCGUCUUCUGAGUGCCUUAUAUUUGUAUUUUUCUUUAUUUAGCCAUGAAAAAGCUAAAUUUAGGCCCCCCCAAAAAAGUAAAAUUUGCUUUAAUAUGCAUAUAUUUUUGACAAAUAGGCCAUACUGAACCACGAAAGAGCAAGUUGUAUUAAUUUCAUGUAUUUUUGAAAACCGUGAUAGAGUGAAGUUGCAAAAUUUUCAAGCACACACUGAAACACACUGAAAAGUUAGGUCAAAGUUCACCUGUAAUGGGGUCAAAAAGCCAUUUACAAGAAAACACACCAAGUAACAUGUUGUGCUUCCCAGUUAUAUGAUCAUGUCGCCAAUAUGUCCAAAUAUGAUGACGCAAAUUGGCUUGAAAAUGAAACGGCAAGAAACAGCAAGAAUUCAGCUAUUGAAUUUUCCGGGAAGCUGGUGACCACGUGGUGUGUCAGUAACCAAUCACCUGAUCAUAGUUUGAUGGCAAAAAACAUGCGAAGGUCAAAGUUGACUCCCAAACAAGCCACACCUGUAACCUCUGUCAUCUUGUCUUCCCCCCUCCCUCACCCCAACCCCGCCCUCCAUCCC
Messenger RNA from Dunckerocampus dactyliophorus (ringed pipefish), 5145 nucleotides. RefSeq names its product FCH and mu domain containing endocytic adaptor 2 (gene fcho2). The record is from RefSeq and is a predicted model, not a curated record. Lineage: Eukaryota; Metazoa; Chordata; Actinopteri; Syngnathiformes; Syngnathidae. Bases 319 to 3498 code for a protein of 1059 amino acids. Gene Ontology annotation, cellular component: plasma membrane; cytoplasm; clathrin-coated pit. The transcript is spliced from 28 exons. Gene Ontology annotation, biological process: synaptic vesicle endocytosis; clathrin coat assembly; clathrin-dependent endocytosis.